Phragmites australis (common reed) is the source of this 1927-nucleotide messenger RNA. RefSeq lists its product as uncharacterized. The record is from RefSeq and is a predicted model, not a curated record. The coding region runs from base 406 to 1719 and encodes 437 amino acids. The transcript has 2 exons. Lineage: Eukaryota; Viridiplantae; Streptophyta; Magnoliopsida; Poales; Poaceae.
UCACGGAUCCUUCAAUUCCCCCUCCUGCUUUGAGUUUGACAUGAGAUCUCCCUGCUUGCCUUUCCUUGCUCCGCUUUGCUGGGAUUUGAGCUCUCUUUCUUGCGCUUUCCCUUUUAUUGGGAUGGAAACCUACGCAUCGCUGGUCGCCCUUCUCUCUGGUGCUUGCAGCAACUAGUACUCUAGUAGCGAGUCUCUUUGGCCGGAGCUUCAGUGGGUUCUGCUAGUAUUUUAGUUCGUGCAGUUUGAGUGGUUGCGUGGUUUAAUCGAGUAGGAGUAGGAGGGAUCAAUCCGCCACCAGUCUGUUCAAGAUCCUUGUGGAGCUGGUGCGCAGUUCCGGUUUGGCUCGGCGUACAGUAUUGCAGAGUUGAAGACUUGGAACUUUGGAAGUAGAGGUGUGUUCUUGUCAUGGAGCCGCAGCAGCAGAAGGGAGCGGUUUCUGCGCCGGCGGCCGCCGCGAACGGGAGCGGGGAGCUGAUCGGGUACGUCGACGUCCACGUGCGGAGCGCGCGGGACAUCCAGAACAUCUGCAUCUACCACAAGCAGGACGUGUACGCGCGGGUUUCGCUGCCGGGGGAAGGCGCGCCGGUGGCGUCCACGCAGGUCGUCAACGGCGGCGGCCGCAACCCGGUGUUCGACCAGUCGCUGCGUCUCGGCGUGCGCGCAGGGGACGUCGACGCCGCGCUCCGGUGCGAGGUGUGGAUGCUGAGCCGGGUCAAGAACUACCUGGAGGACCAACUGCUGGGGUUCGCUCUCGUGCCGCUCCCGGAGGUCGUCGCCGCCGAUGGCGGCACGCUCGCCCGCGAGUUCCCGCUCACCACCAGCGACCUCUUCCAAACCCCCUCGGGGUUCUUGCAGCUCGAACUCUCCUACAUCGGGGUGGUGCCUGAGGUUGUGCCCAUCUCGCCGACGCCGAAGCCGGCGCUGGCCGACCCGGAGGAGGCGGAGAACGCCGCCGCCAGCGCUGGCACGGGGAACGGGAAGGAGUACGAGAAGAUCGAGUUCCCCGACCUGAAUCUCGUCGAUGAGAACGAGAUCAUGGUCUCGGAAUACACCGGCCUGCCUUGCACGGCCAUGGAGCCGCAGAGCUCCGAGAGCCUGCUGACCUCGGAGGACGGGGACGGCGCCUCCACCGUGAACCACGACGCCGGCGUGCGCCUCGUGGAAAGCUUCUCGACGGAUAACAGCACCGCCGACUCGGUGGGCGCCUUCCGGAGCGACACGCCUGUCAGCAGCGUGUCCACCACGGAGUCCCCCGCCGUCGCCGCGGUCCCGGCCACCCCUCAGUCAAACUCGGAGCCGUCCGAGAACGCCCACUCGUCAGCAGAGCAGAAGGAGAAGGCGGUGUCGGAGGCUGCAGACGCGGAGGUCGAUUCGUCCCGCACCGUUCAAGGGAGCCGGGCGGUGAACUCGCCCGGCACCGUGUCGGAGACCGCGGUGGACAAGCCGGUGAUCAGCGUCAACAUCGAGCAGGAGGUGGUGGUCGACCAGAACCAGAUCAUGGACAUGUACAUGAAGAGCAUGCAGCAGUUCACGGAUUCGCUGGCCAAGAUGAAGCUUCCCCUGGAUAUGGACAACGGCAGCGAGAAGAGCGGCGGCACCGCGGCCGCCUCCGACGCAGACACCAGUGGUGCCGACUCGAGCGCGGUGAAGAAGCCGACGGCCGGGCAGCAGGAGAAGCCGUCUCCCAAGGUGUUCUACGGAAGCCGGGCUUUCUUCUAAUCUUGGCCGGCUGGAUCACCUGAAGCACCAGCCACCGAAAUGAAUCAGCAAAGAGAUGGCAUUUGCAGUCGUCUCAGCUGAACUUUAGUAGCGCAGACGAAUAACACCUUCUCAUGCUGUUCUAGAUUUUGUCAGACCGGAAUUUAGUUGCUCUUUCUUAAUGUACCAGUCAGUACUUGAUGAAAAAUGGUUUGGUUUCUUUGUUUCA